ACAGCCCUUGGAGUUCAGAAGCCUCUGCUGACUUCUGCCCAACCUCUAGCUCUCAGCACCCAAGCCCCCCCUGGUAUACACAGGAGCAGAGGCAGGCUAGGAUAAAGAAGAGGGCCUGGAGACAGGUGGUGAGAGGCUCAAAAGCCCAGUGUGCCUUCAUUCCAGCCCUGUCCAUCUGCUGCUGUGACAACAUCACAGAAAAGACAACUAGGAAGAUAGAAAGUGAGGCUUGAUACCUUGUGAGCAGUGGUGUCAUUAACUGUGACAUCUAAGAUGUCUCGAGAGAUGGGAGAGCUCACCCAAACCAGGUUGCAGAAGAUCUGGAUUCCACACAGCAGUGGCAGCAGCAGGCUGCAACGGCGAAGGGGCUCAUCCAUACCCCAGUUUACCAAUUCCCCAACGAUGGUGAUCAUGGUGGGUUUACCAGCUAGAGGCAAGACCUAUAUCUCCACGAAGCUCACACGAUAUCUUAAUUGGGUAGGAACACCAACUAAAGUGUUUAAUUUAGGCCAGUAUCGACGAGAGGCAGUGAGCUACAAGAACUACGAAUUCUUUCUCCCAGACAACAUGGAGGCCCUACUUAUCAGGAAGCAGUGUGCAUUGGCAGCCCUGAAGGAUGUUCAUAACUAUCUUAGCCAUGAGGAAGGUCAUGUUGCGGUUUUUGAUGCCACCAACACUACCAGAGAAAGACGGUCACUGAUUCUGCAGUUUGCAAAGGAACAUGGGUACAAGGUCUUUUUCAUUGAGUCUAUAUGUAAUGACCCUGACAUCAUUGCAGAAAACAUCAAGCAAGUGAAACUUGGCAGCCCUGAUUACAUAGACUGUGACCGAGAAAAAGUUCUGGAAGAUUUUCUAAAGAGAAUUGAAUGCUAUGAGGUCAACUAUCAACCCUUGGAUGAUGAAUUGGACAGCCACCUGUCCUACAUCAAGAUCUUCGAUGUGGGCACACGCUACAUGGUGAACCGAGUACAGGACCACAUCCAGAGCCGCACAGUCUACUAUCUCAUGAACAUCCAUGUCACACCACGCUCCAUAUACCUAUGCCGGCAUGGUGAGAGUGAACUCAACCUCAAAGGCCGCAUCGGAGGUGACUCUGGCCUCUCACCUCGGGGCAAGCAGUAUGCCUAUGCACUGGCCAACUUCAUUCAGUCCCAGUGUAUCAACUCCCUGAAAGUGUGGACCAGCCACAUGAAGAGGACCAUCCAGACAGCUGAAGCCCUGGGUGUCCCCUAUGAGCAGUGGAAGGCCCUGAAUGAGAUUGAUGCGGGUGUCUGUGAGGAGAUGACCUAUGAAGAAAUCCAAGAACACUACCCUGAAGAAUUUGCACUACGGGACCAAGAUAAAUAUCGUUACCGCUAUCCCAAAGGAGAGUCCUAUGAGGAUCUGGUUCAGCGUCUGGAGCCGGUUAUAAUGGAGCUAGAACGACAGGAAAAUGUAUUGGUGAUUUGCCACCAAGCUGUCAUGCGGUGCCUCUUGGCCUACUUCCUGGAUAAAAGUUCAGAUGAGCUUCCCUAUCUCAAGUGUCCUCUGCACACAGUGCUCAAACUCACACCUGUGGCUUAUGGCUGCAAAGUGGAGUCCAUCUACCUGAAUGUGGAGGCUGUGAAUACACACCGAGAGAAGCCUGAGAAUGUGGACAUUUCCCGGGAACCCGAGGAAGCCCUGGACACUGUCCCUGCCCAUUAUUGAGAUCUUUCUGAGAUGUCAAACUGCUUCGGUCCUAUCUUCCACCUUUAGGAACUGCUGUCCUUGCUAUUCUCCUAUUUUGAGAAGAUUGUGGCUUUGGCCUCACUGGGAGAAGAAAUCCUCAGCAGCUCCCAAACAGGUCUCAGUUCCUAGCUACUACCAAGGAGCAACCUAGCUCUGGAUGAGGCUCUUUCUUAAUUCCUAUUCUCUGAUCAAUAAAGACUUCUCUUACUGCCUAUAGGAGGAUAGGAGAAGGUCAUAGGGAGACUUCUCCCAUUGUUUUCGAGAUUCUAAUCCUGAUCCAGUUCUGGUGUUGUAGAUGUGGAAUGGGUGAGGAGUUCCUGAGAGUUUGGGGUAGUACCUGCAAAGAUGGGAGAAGAUAGGUCCCUGUGAGUGCUGGUGGAGCUUGUUCCUUGGUGGUUGAUGUAAAUGGGGGCAGGAUACCUUUAUCCCUAUUUUCAGAGAAGAACCUGGCACUUGGGCAAGUGAUCAUCUUCUCUAACUCUUGUUGCCAUCCUGAGUGUUUUCUGUCCAUGUGAAUGACCAUCACACAGACCUCACACUCUGAUCCCCUCAACUCCAGUGAUCAACACCCUAUCAUCCCAUGGAUCUUGGCAUCAUCUCCUCCGUCUGACCUUGAAUUCAAGCAUCCCACUCUUAUUCAUAAGUCUUCACAACUCUGUCAUUCAUAGGGUCCCUAAUAGCACACCUCCACACAGUAGGCAUACAUGUGGUAUUUCUUAAUGGGCAGUAUUUGUACAUCAAGAGUAUAGUCCUUUGACUUCCCCAUUAUCUCCCAACCCAUCAGUCUUCUGCCUCAAUGUUCUUCCAUCCCUAACCAGCUUGGGUCCUAUGGUCUGCCUCUUAAGUUACUGUCUAUACAUCAACUAUGAGACAAGCACCAAGUGACCCAGUGGUAAAAAGUCUUCAAAAGACUUUAUUCACACACUUGCUGCCUUUGUUCUCUUGUUCUUUCAUCAUAACCACCCAAUGAGAUCCAAACCCUAAAUAAUUCAUACCUCCAUUUUUGUUGAGACCUACUACAGGUUGUAGAUCACUGCUUAAAAUGAUGAUGAUCUAUAUUCAUCUGCUUCCAUACGCCUAAAUCCUGUUCAAUAGUCAUGUUCUAUUUUCUGGUACCUUAUCCCACCCCACCCUCUUGGACUACUUCUGUAAAUUCCUGACUCUUCCAUCUACCUUCUGGCCCUCUCUAUUGGUUUUGGUGUCAUAGUCUUUACAAUAUGCUUAAGACUUUCCUAAUCCAGGAAAACUGUCCCUUGUUCCCAUGUUUACCCCUAGUUGCCCCCCCUUCUGUCCCUCCAUUCUUACACAGAUAAUUCAAAAUUAAUCUGUACUUACACUCUAGAACUCUUUCUCUUUGCAUUCUGCUUUUGGCUUCCCCCCUUUGUAUUUUUUUCAAGCUAUUAUCCUCGGGUUUGCCAUGCUUUCCUAGGCUUCCCCCCACUUAAGAAAUACCUGCCUUUUAGCCUGAAGCUGGACCCCACAUUCCCAAAAGAGCUAUGCUGAUCUCUAGCUCUUCUACAAACCCAAAAUGUCACUCACAAUUACCUAAGCAAA
Messenger RNA from Urocitellus parryii (Arctic ground squirrel), 3264 nucleotides. RefSeq names its product 6-phosphofructo-2-kinase/fructose-2,6-biphosphatase 1 (gene Pfkfb1). NCBI's taxonomy places the organism in Eukaryota, Metazoa, Chordata, Mammalia, Rodentia, Sciuridae. The record is from RefSeq and is a predicted model, not a curated record. Gene Ontology annotation, cellular component: cytosol; 6-phosphofructo-2-kinase/fructose-2,6-biphosphatase complex. Gene Ontology annotation, molecular function: fructose-2,6-bisphosphate 2-phosphatase activity; ATP binding; 6-phosphofructo-2-kinase activity. Gene Ontology annotation, biological process: fructose 2,6-bisphosphate metabolic process; fructose metabolic process.